AUGCCAGCUUUAAUUGGUGGAUUCGGUAACUUCUUACUUCCAUUAGGAUUAGGAGGACCUGAUAUGGGAUUCCCUAGACUUAAUAAUAUAAGUUACUUAUUAUUAAUACCUAGUAUUGUUCUUUUCUUAUUUGCAGGUGGAAUAGAAAAUGGUGUAGGUAUACAAAGUCAUAGUGGUCCAAGUGUGGACUUAGCUAUCUUUGGAUUACACCUUUCUGGUAUAAGCUCCCUUUUAGGAGCUAUGAAUUUGGUCAUGACAACUACAUUUAACAUGAGAAGUCCUGGUAUAAGAUUACAUAAACUAAUCUUAUUUGCUUGA
Messenger RNA from Bipolaris victoriae FI3, 318 nucleotides. RefSeq lists its product as hypothetical. The transcript is spliced from 3 exons. Lineage: Eukaryota; Fungi; Ascomycota; Dothideomycetes; Pleosporales; Pleosporaceae. The record is from RefSeq and is a predicted model, not a curated record. The coding region runs from base 1 to 318 and encodes 105 amino acids. Gene Ontology annotation, molecular function: cytochrome-c oxidase activity; heme binding. Gene Ontology annotation, cellular component: membrane. Gene Ontology annotation, biological process: mitochondrial electron transport, cytochrome c to oxygen; electron transport coupled proton transport.